AUGAGUCAGGUAGUGUGUGGAUUCGAACAAAUGUCUCCGUUGCUAUGUGUAAGAUUUGUGCCAGACUCGACCAGGGACGGUUAGACAUGAAACGCAUGACCACGACCCUUCAACGUUGUAGUUGUUAGAAAAGACAUGUGUGAAUAGUAUCUACUGGAUUUUGCACACUGCCAAACUUCUAGGUCUCCCUCUCGUCGACCACUGAGUACCACCUUCGUUCGCCCCUGCUGUCGGAGCAAGCGAGAAAAGGCUUAGUCCUUUUUGCUGUGUAUCGUGGUGAAAAUUGUUUUGCGAGAGUAGAGAGUUACAUACUCCGUCAGUCGCGAGCUCCCUUUGCCGGAGCACAAGGACGCUGGAAAUUCACGCGAACCACAGCAGAAUCCUUCCACUACUACUUAAGGCUACUGAUCCACCUGAGGUCCUACUUUCAGUACUACUAAAUAUGUAUAACCCGGGCCGCGAGUAGAAGCUCUCUAAUUCUAGUGAAGAUCCUUCCAUAAUUACAAUACUAGAUUAUAUAAUGCGGUUAGUUUUUGCCUCUAGCGUGUAGCCCCUCAAAGAAUAUAUAAUGCUAGUAAAAGACAUCUAGUAACAAGUGUUUCUAAGCUUCACUGCCUUUUUCGGGCUCAAGAGCUUUUGGUCUGCACCUGGAGGAAGCGCCGCAGCCGGAACAGCCAAUUUAUGGGAGGAUCCGAACCGAAUUCGAACACUUUAUUUGCUUUCUAGUCAGAGAAAUCUUGGGCAGAUUGCCGAGUAGAUUCGCGUCAUCAUUUGCUUAGCCUUCUAGUUUUCGUCCUUCGUUCUUUGUUUCAUCGUCAGAUGAUGUGGCCCAACUCGUUACCUGGUCUCAGUUGCCCUGAAAAACACUACACCAGCGUCCUCCUCCAUUUUUCAUAGGUUUUAUUGAGCUCUGGGUUGCUGCCCUCGUUCCCAUUGGGAGAUCUCCGAUGUCAUGACCGAUAUGCAAUGACGCGAGAAAGGUAUGAGCGUCGGCGUCGACGCUUCGGAGGCAGUAGUCCCUCUGCGCAUAGUCCGUCUACGAAGUCCUCUUCGUCGAGUCCAAUGCAAAUUACGAGUAAAGCAGUUCCUUGUUCCUUAACUUUCAUUUUUUGCAAUUUUAGUGUUGAAGAUAUGGACUUUGUUCAACAUUGCUUGACAUUGUAGCUUUUCUAAUCUUUGAAAAACGUCAAAUAUUUCCGAGGAUCAAUUGCUGGCGACCGUAGCGAUGCAACCAGAAGCGCUGUUUUAUUUGAGCAGUGAGAACGAAGAAGUCGCGGAGCUCUCUCCAGGAAGUAGAGUUAUGAUGAGGAUUGCUGCGUCUUUUGGUUAGUCGGCACUCCCUCGUGGUGCUGAAUCAUGGAUAUUUAUAACUAUUUUUUUUUUCGCCGAUGGCUAGAUCAUGUCCAGAGCUCCUGAUAGCUUAGCCUACCUUUCAAAUGCUAGGGAAAUAGCAGCAUUACGAAAAUACUACGUGAUAAGUCUCCGUUCUUCUAAUGACCGACAGAAGGGCACUGGCACAGGCAGCAGGAGCAGUUAUACUUCGACUCUAGGCACCAGUCCCAAGGAGCCCUGCCUUGUUCGAUGGACCCCAGAAGACCUUACCAGUGCCAAGUUCGGCAAGAACGUGACCUUUGCGUUAGUUGCACGUCCAUUUUUGAGACGCACACUGGGUAUCCUAAAGCAGAACCGGUUUGAGUUGCGCAACUGCGUCACAGUAGCUUCUGCGGAGUCCUCCGCAUCGUCCUCCUCUUCGAGUGGGGAAGAAUUUACGAAAAUACAAAUAGUUCAAGGUCACCGAAUAGAUAGUUUUGAAUGAACUCACUUCUGCAGCGCUUCUUCAUCUUGAGUGCAAUCCUUCAUCUUCAACAUGGUCUGAAAUAUAUUUUCCCAUCUAAAAAGUCUUCGCUUUUCAGCCGAGUAAAGCGGCUCUUCUGGGACCAGGAUACUAAAGAUGGCUUUCUCCGCGAAAGCGACAAGGAAAACUUCCUAGAAAGUGCCUGGGCGGACGAACAAUAUUUUUAAGGACAGUCCUUGUCACCUACCAGCAAUACUCCACUCGAUUUUUUUAUAUGGAGCACGAAAUAAGUCAACGUUUGCGGACUCUACUUUCAGAUAGCUGGCUAGGCUAAACUUAUACUUCGUUGCCCCACAGCUUCCAUCUAACUUUUGUUGCAGCUGCACCGUGAGCACAACGCAUGCAAACGUCUCGUACAGUUGUGCGGCCACGGCGAUCCAGCAGAAAACGCCAAGAACAGCUAUGUCAGUCUAAGAAAAGGUACUGUUAACAAGUUGACUGCAUUGAUUCUAGCAACCGAACAUAUUGGUAACAGUUAACUAGUACGUUCGUAUUUUCAUAACGUUAUUGUACCUACCUAGUAUCAACAAGUACUUAAAUCAGAGAAAUACUGAAGCAGAGACUAGUGCUCUGGCUCUAUUGAUAGAUUUUUUUGUUUAAUUAUUUAUAGAAAUGUAACGACUUGGUCUUCUUCGGUUUAAAAUCAUACUUCGCUCAACGGACUAUUUAAAUUCAUUAUUUCAUUUUCAUCGCUAGCUUCAAACCCUUGUUGAGCCUACCUCGUGGAGACCCUUUGAAUUCAUUAUUUCAUCUCUACUCGGGUCGCAACGGAAUCAGGCAGCGAGAGUUGUCACGUGAUUCGCAAAUGAAUGAAUGAGUGAACCUUUCAAGAUCAAGUACUUCACACUCACAGUUCAGACUACACACUACUGAAAAAUCUUUAACUCGUCAGGCAAAAACCGCGCUCGUAGUGGCGUUCUAUGUACUAGCAGCGCAGAAUCAGCGAAGAUGAUGGCGCAGAUACUAACUGCAGACCCUACGGACUCAGAUGACCCAGAGCCCAGGAAAUCGAGUCUUUACGAAAAAAUUGCUAUUUGCACAACACGUUGAUGAGAGCAUUUUUGUCUUGUGUGUAAUCCGAGGAAACGUGAAAGAAAUAUCCUCGGUUUUUAGUAGUUUCCCGACCGAGGUGUAGCAGUAGAUUCAAAUCAUCCUAGUAAGCCUUCUAAUGCGUAUCAAAAACGAACCCGCUCCGCGCGUAUGUUGGCAGCAAAUCAGUUGAUGGGCUUUGUGCGGUGUUGGAUGCAGUUUCAGAAGUGCCAUCAUUAGCCGUGGCUGUGAAUGAGGAGGAUGGCUACAUCGCUCGCUUGGGCUUGCGAGAGGAAAGUAUCAUCCGAGAGCUCUCGAAGGACUUCGAUUCAAAGCCCAAAGACGACGCGGUGGAGAUUACCGCAGCGCUAAGAGCGGAAGAGAGGCACGACUGGGAUCGUCUCUUUGUGGGGAUCCUCUUCUAAUCGUCUCUUUGUGGGGAUGCACAAGGAAUUAUGAUGCUAGUGAAGAUGGUGCUGUUCCAAAGAGCCCGUUUUGACAGAGAACAAUCCUUGGCUUAUUUUCUUGUCCUCCCAUUGACUCUCUCAUAUAAGUAUCCCCUUUAAAGGGUAGAGGAAAGAGCAAGCGUGAGGCCGCUUCUCUACCAUCCCCACCUCGAAUGUCCUCUUCCCCGCAAGAAGGUGUUUCCUAGUGUCCCAACAGAGAACAAUCAAUACAGCGGCUAUCUCCUAUCGAACAAUCAAUGUUUUUCCAGAGUAAAUGAAUUUUGAAUGGAUUUUCCAAGUGGGUGUGUGUGUGUCUGACCUCAGAGAUGAAUGCACCAGUGGUAUGUCUACCUCCCUAGUGAAUUUGACUUUUUUUUAUUGUACGCUCUCGGCUCUUAACCACAGCUGACCGUUCGG
Amoebophrya sp. A25 is the source of this 3747-nucleotide messenger RNA. The record is from the annotation of a GenBank genome assembly. NCBI's taxonomy places the organism in Eukaryota, Dinophyceae, Syndiniales, Amoebophryaceae.